Molecule: messenger RNA, 1170 nt
Organism: Heteronotia binoei (common prickly gecko)
Lineage: Eukaryota; Metazoa; Chordata; Lepidosauria; Squamata; Gekkonidae
Product: TANK-binding kinase 1-binding protein 1-like
Exons: 4
Coding region: 7-1170 (387 amino acids)
Biological process (GO): canonical NF-kappaB signal transduction
Cellular component (GO): cytoplasm
Source: RefSeq, a predicted model, not a curated record
AGCGAGAUGUGCUCGGCCUCCCACUUCGCUCUCAUCACGGCCUACGAUGACAUCAAGAACCGGCUGACCGGGCUGGAGCGGGAAAACGCCUGCCUCAAGCGGAAGUUGAAGAUGUAUGAGAUCAAGUUCCCACUGAUCAGCGAGUUUGGAGAUGAGCGCAUCUUCUCGGUCUAUGACUCGAAGGAGACCUCCCUUCUGAAGAGUGAGAAGGCCAAUCUCCAGCAGCAGCUGAAUCAAUUCCAGCGGGAGCUGCAGAAAAGCAAGGAGAGAGAAGAGCAGCUGGCAGAGAUGAUCCAAGCCUAUGAGAAGCUGUGCGUGGAGAAAACUGACCUUGAGUCUGAGCUGGGACAGAUGAGAGCUCUGGUUGAGACACAUCUGAAUCGCAUCCAUAGCCUGGAGCAGCAGCUGAGGCAGAGAGACAGCAACGCAUUCCAGAGCAUGAGCUCUCCGCUGCAAACCCAGGAAGUGCAGUACCUCUCACUCCAUGGUGGCCACGUCUUGGAUCGCUCCAUGAACUGGCAGAACCCCAGAGGCUUAGAACAGCCAGAGGGCCUGGAGGUGCACAGACUGGAAGCAGAACUGGAAGAUACACGGCAGGAAGUGCAGAAUUCACAGCACCGGGAGGAGCAGUUGAAAGCGGAGUGCGAGAGGCUGCAGGCGGAAGUCAAGCAGUUGCAUGAGACUCGGGCUCAGGAUCUCGCAACGAGUCAGUCGGAGAGAGACAUGGCCUGGGUAAAGAAAGUUGGAGAUGACCAAUAUCUGGGAACAAGAUUCUUAGAUUCAGAUUCUUACUUAACACCUAUUAGGUGUGGUUUUUCAAAAGAAUGUGUUGAAAUGGCUAUUGCUUCAGUAACUGUUAUUCCCCACCUUAAAUACAACAGCUCUUAUGAAUGUGUUGGCAAGACAACUGUGGCAUACAGAGAAACACUGCAUGAGAAAUUUCCAAUAAUCUUCAAAGAAAUGCUUUCACUAUCCCCUAACCCAGUGGUGUUCAAAUGUCCAAACCUGGGACCUGCUGAACAAGAAUUUGUGGAGAUACAUGUGUAUGAGAAGAAGUCCUAUGAGAUCAUGCUACAUCACUGGAGCCAUUGUUAUUAUGACAUCACGGGAAUCAAGACCAACAAACCAAGAGAGCUGGAAAAGGAAAGAGAAGCCAUAGAUGAAUUAUAG